AUGGCUUCCUCUGCAACAGCGCCAAAUUCACUAUCUUUCUUCUCAUCUUCUCUCUUUUUGUCCUCCUCUCACCAAAUCCCUAAAACCUACAUUUCCGUCGCGAAAUUCGGCUCCGGCAGAGUAUCGAAGCCGCUCUCUGUCGCGUCCCAGCUAGCGACCCUACCGAUCAUCUCAUUCGAGGGAGAGAAGGUUGGGGAGACGUAUCUGGACCUCAAAACGGCGCCGGAGGAUACCGCUCGUGCCGUUGUGCACCGCGCCAUCGUGACGGACCUGCAGAACAAGCGUCGGGGGACGGCGUCGACGCUGACUCGCGGUGAAGUUCGCGGUGGUGGAAUCAAACCUUACGCGCAGAAGAAAACGGGUAACGCGAGGCGUGGAUCUCAGAGAACGCCGCUACGUCCCGGCGGAGGUGUGGUGUUCGGGCCAAAACCCAGGGACUGGUCAAUCAAAAUCAACAGGAAGGAGAAGAAGCUGGCGAUAUCGACGGCCAUUUCGAGCGCGGCGACUUCGGAAGGUGCGAUAGUGGUGGAGGAAUUCGGGGAUAAGUUCGAGAAGCCGAAGACGAAGGAUUUCUUAGCUGCGAUGAAGAGGUGGGGAUUGGAUCCGAAGGAGAAAGCUAUGUUCUUGAUGAUAGAUGUGGAAGAGAUUGUGGCGAAAUCGAGCAGGAACAUCGGAACGCUGAGGAUGCUGACGCCGAGGACUCUGAAUCUGUUCGACAUUUUGAAUUCUGAUAAGCUGGUGCUGACUCCUGCGGCGGUGGAAUUCCUGAAUGCGAGGUACGGUGUUGAUGCGUUGGAGACAGAAGAGGAUGAUGAAGAUGACGAUGAAGAUUCCACGGAAGGUUAG
Molecule: messenger RNA, 846 nt
Organism: Thlaspi arvense
Lineage: Eukaryota; Viridiplantae; Streptophyta; Magnoliopsida; Brassicales; Brassicaceae
Source: the annotation of a GenBank genome assembly